AAACUUCGGAAGUUCUGAGAUGUAUUUCCAGGGAAAGCGACAGUGCUGGAGGUUGGGCAGCAGGUUGGAAUAUGUAGAGAGUCUAGCGCGUAUGUGCUGAAGAACAAUUAUUUUAAUAAUUUUAAAAAUAAAGCUGAAUCAUACAUGUUACAUUACAACACUGAGGAUGGAAAAUAUUUGGCAAGUAAUCUAGCGGAUCCAUUAAUCCAGGCAUUGACCGAAAUUGUUGACAAGAGGCCUGAUGAUCCUAUUGAGUACUUAAGCAUUUUUCUUCAGGAUUACACUGAACGUGGUGCUGUUAAUGUGAGCGUUGAAACUAAUCCUAAAGUAACUGAUUGCUCAUAUUUUCCUGCAGAAAAUCCAAAACCGAGUGCAAGAAGUAUUGAAGCACCGUUUCGAGUGUCUGAAUUUGCAUUUAGUAUUGGAAAUGAUAUUACAGAUGAUGAUUCAAGUUUAUCAGACUCAAACAUUUUAGCAGAUGAAAGGGACGAACAUGGUCAAAGUUUGUUACACUUUGCAUGUGCUAGAUCACACAGUCGAAAUGCUCUAAUUGCCUUAAUCGAUGAAUCAAAUAUUGACAUCACAUACAGGGACGAAUUGUAUCGCACAGCAAGAGAUGUAUCUCUUCAAGCUAAUCAACCUGAAAAUGCUAAAGAAAUCGACAGAUACAUCAUCGGUUUGGCGACAACUGGAGAUGAAAAAGUUUUUCAGCAUAUGCUCAUUAAUGGUUAUGAUCACAUUUUGGAUAUAGAGGAAGAAGGUGAUACUAUUGUUGAUAUAUGCCGCUUGCGUAAAAAUUCUGAUCUCGUCAAAUUUCUGGAAAAUGUUAGACCUUUUGAAGAAAGAAGAGAAAAAAUUCAUGCAAACAUUCGUACUGGUCAACUGAGCGUUAUUAAAACACUAUUGACCACGAACAACGGUUCCCAACUAUUGCAAGCGAAAAAUUACUAUGGGCGGACAUCCCUUCAUAUAGCAAUUCUAAAAGAAAACGAAGAUAUUGUCGAAUAUAUUACUAGUAAUGUUCCGGAAACGAUUAGAAUUGGCGAUAACUUGGAACGAAUGCCAUUACACUACGCCAUGGGAAUAAGUAAAGUUGAAAAAUUAUGUAGAAUUUUAAUUAACAAAGGCGCCAAGAGAACUGCGAAGGACUUAAAAGGCCGUCAACCAAGCUACUAUUUUAUAAAUAAAUCAGAUAUUUUACGGCUUCAAGAAGAAGAAAAUGAAGAUCAUUAAAAUCAAAAUUCAAAAAUAAUAUCUAAGGAGCAAUCAAUCUAAGGAGAAUAAAUGAAAUAUACAUACAUAUAUAAAAAAACAACCAAAUGAUAUUAUAUGAUGUCUUAUUAAGGGGGGAAUGCAUAGAAAGCAGAAAUAGUAUAUGAAUAUGAAAUAAAAAUAGCAAAAAAAAAACAAAAAAAAAAUAAUGAAAUGAAUAUUCCAAGGAAAUUUAGUGAAAGUUUUCAAACCUUAAAUUUAUUUUUUGUUGUGAAUACCUAACUAGGAUGCCCUAGUUAGGUAUUCACAACAAAAAGUAAAGAAAAUUUUAUAUUUGGUGCUUCAGUUUUUGGCAACUGCAUAAAACUAAAAAAGAAACCGGAAUAGACCACAUUUGAUUUUCGCAAAUAUGAUCCUGCAAAAAUGUGGUUUGAAAAAAAAUUGUAUCAUAUUACCAUGCACAAAUAUUGAACAACACUUCUAUAGAAUUAUAAGUUUUUAUGAUUUAUCAAAAUUAUUUAACUUUACCUUAUUUUAAAUAUUGAAUUUCUAAUGUUCCUAUCUUUUUUAGAUUUAUCAUAAUUUCUAGCACUUAUGCAAAAAAAAUUGGAAAAAAGUUAACCGAAACUAAUCGGUCUGCUUAUCUGUCAUUGUAUCUGACAAACCUUUAGAUAGAAGAUCUCCAAGAUGAACAACUGAAAUUUUUGGACUAUUAAUUGUAACGAAUUACAAACAUUUUCUAAAUUAUUCAAACAUUAAAAUGUAUUGACUGGCUUUUGUCGGAAAUAAAUAUUAAAAUUACAAGUCAAAUUUGAAUUGGACAAAACUGUUUUUUUUUUUUUUUUUCAAUUUUUGAUGUUGUCUUCCCCUUAAAGUGCCGGAUAUUUUUUCAGUUUUUAGGCACAAAUAGAAAGUAUAGUUCAAAGAAUUUGUUUUUUUUACCUACAUUCGCUACCAGGCUUACGUCUGCAAAAUUCGAAUUUUCGGUUUUCGAAAUUUCCAAAAAACAUAAAGCUAGCGGACAAUUCCUUGCCAUAAAAAGUAUAAUUAUUCACAUAAAAUCACAUUUGUAAGUUUGCAUAAUACAAAUUAAAAGAGGCACACUGCAUUUUUU
This is a messenger RNA of Condylostylus longicornis, 2326 nucleotides long. RefSeq names its product serine/threonine-protein phosphatase 6 regulatory ankyrin repeat subunit B. The coding region runs from base 145 to 1233 and encodes 362 amino acids. The transcript has 7 exons. Gene Ontology annotation, molecular function: protein binding. The record is from RefSeq and is a predicted model, not a curated record. NCBI's taxonomy places the organism in Eukaryota, Metazoa, Arthropoda, Insecta, Diptera, Dolichopodidae.